Messenger RNA from Diachasmimorpha longicaudata, 2525 nucleotides. RefSeq lists its product as uncharacterized. Gene Ontology annotation, biological process: positive regulation of transcription by RNA polymerase III; snRNA transcription by RNA polymerase III; snRNA transcription by RNA polymerase II. The record is from RefSeq and is a predicted model, not a curated record. The transcript has 6 exons. Gene Ontology annotation, cellular component: transcription elongation factor complex. The coding region runs from base 256 to 2235 and encodes 659 amino acids. Lineage: Eukaryota; Metazoa; Arthropoda; Insecta; Hymenoptera; Braconidae.
AUUUUUUUCAACUUUUCCAUGGAGAUUUUUGAUCGAUUUGACUCACCAGGUAUUGAUUCACUAGGUCGGAGUCAUUUUUGCAUGGAGAUAACUCCAUGCUUCCUAUGUGGCUGGAUUUCCUGGAUGAUAUGCUGUACAGAGAUCGGGAAAUGUUCCAGUAUCAUAACUUUUUAGGCUCAGUACACGGGGGGACCAACCUAGUUGGCCGAGGUACUUGUCUCCUCCUGUAUCACACCUUAAAGGUCAUCGUCAACAAUGGACAUCUUCAGGAGUAUCGAUUGGAAUCCAUCCCUAAACGACAUUAUCGACGACCAGUUCAUUGAUGGGGAGAGGUUAGAAAGGGAGAGCGCGAUGUACAAAAUUCUUCGAGGAAAUUUCACAGACCCCUUCGCUGACGUUCAUGAGGAUUUCGUGGACCUUGUUACCAAGGCAGAUAUCGACGCAAACGAGCAUGAGAAGGAGACGAAAAAGAUUGACAUCGACGAGGAGAAAGUGAAGGAUGAUGAGAAAAAUGUUGACGAGACGAAGAGACAUGCAAAGUAUUACCCUGGGAUUGUCAGGGCCAAGGCUAAGUUCCCCAGGUGGUCUUCUUUGACUGUGGAGCAGCACGCAGCUUGUGUCAGGGUCCUCCUGCAGUUUUCCGCCCCUGGGAAGCCCGAUAUUUCGAAGAACAAUAGAGAAGAUUUGGCUACGUAUACGAGCCUUCAGGCCCUCAUCUCCGAGGAACAAACGGAGUUCCUGAAGAUGGCGAAGGACCACUGGGACAGCUCGGAUAUCGGACUGAUUCGAGAGGACUUGAUUAAUCGCAAAUGGAAAUAUAAGAUGAAAUAUGUCCAGCAAUUACCGAGGUAUUACAACGAGACCGGGACAAUUCCCUUCAUCUGUAAUAAGGACAUCAACGUGUGUUUCAAUGCAGUUGCUCUUGAAACGGGAAAAAUACCUCGGAUAAUAAUACCACCCCUGACGCGUCCCACGUACCUGCCCUGCACUUCCAUAAAAAUGGAGAAAGCCUACUUCGGCUUCCCCACGUCCGGGAUCCAGAAGAAUCUGAUCAGUGAGGACCCCAACUGCCAGAGGCUCGCGGAGACUCAUGAUAUAGACCUGGUGAUUUCGUCGUCUGGAAUGAACUGUCUUGCCAACAACCUGGAUCCCUCCUACAAGAACUCUUGGGCGCUACCAGUGACAAUCAAGGAGAUCCAGAACAGACGAGUCGUGUUCAUUGACAAACCCCUGCCUCCACUGGCGAAGAACGUUUUGCAGAAGAACUCUUGGGUCUGCAAGCCCAUCCUGAAGAGUCUCCUGCUGCAUCCUGAGCACAAUACGUCGGUGGAGCUGGAUCAUCGAGAGAACACCAGGGAAGAGGAGUCUGAGAGUCCCCUGGAGACGAUGGAGACAGACGAUCAAGAGGAUACAUCGUCGAGUGAUCUGUCAGCCAAGGGUAUCAACUUCUCCUACAAUAUUUUUACGAUUGGAGCUUGUGGUCUUCCUCAGAAUGAAAUGAUGAAGAACAAAGUGGAGAGGGAUUACAGGAUCUUAGUGAGAAUGAAGACUGAUGGCAUUGAGAAGCUGCCGAAUAAUCAAAUUCAGUGCAUGCUGGUGGCACCCAAGAUGGAGCACCAGCUGGGCCUUGGGGCUGAGGCUGUCACCCUGGAGGAAGCUUCCAGACAGUGGGCAGCACUCACCUUCAGACCUGACACUGCUCUUCUUCGAGUGAGAGUGCACUCAUGGAAUAAGGAGAUUAUACAGUACGAACGCAGGACAGCAAUGUCAGUGAACAACGAGAUGAAGAGGCUGUACAAUGUUAAAGGGGAAGAUUGUCUGCAGCUGGUGUACAGUUUGGCUGAGAACAUGGGGAAAAUGACUCCAGGACGGUACCUCAUCAGGCACACUGUGCGAAACGGAGCAUUUGCCAGUAUUUAUAAAGAAACUGAAGCCUCUGGGAAAAACACGAUUGACCUGCAGGCACUCUACUGUGAUGAACAAUUCCAGACAAUCCCCAACCCCCCCUGGCCGCUGAUCGACAAGGUCGUUCCUCUGCCGAUGCACGAGUGCUUCAGUCGAAUGCCAGCCAUGUUUCACCCCGACAAAAGACCUUACUCGAAAAAGGGUCAAAAGCCUCUUAAGGGGGGCUGUCCUGCGAAGGUUGCGCAAGGGAAAUCCUCGAAGAGGAAAUCCAAGAAAAAGGGUAAGAAGCAGAAUGCUGAGAUUGAUACAUCUGGGGAGACACCGGGUUGAUGGGCCCAGCAUCAUCUAUCACCACGUACUAGAACUGAUGUUGUUGUAUUAUUUUUUUAGGUUACGUUAAUAAACUUUUAUAACAUACAAGUGCUUUAGUCAUUAAAAAUGUAAUCACCAGACAUGGGAUAAAACUUGUAAUGGGAAUGAGAUCGUUUAUUGCCAAGAAGAUAUUUUUUAUUCAUAUAUUUUAAUUUAUUUAUUCAGUGAUUUAUUGUUGACAUCCAUUGAUGUGAUUGAACUGAUUAAAUAAAUAUUGCCAAAUAAUUGGGAUAAGAAAAUAAUAAAAA